Molecule: messenger RNA, 6642 nt
Organism: Sphaerodactylus townsendi
Lineage: Eukaryota; Metazoa; Chordata; Lepidosauria; Squamata; Sphaerodactylidae
Product: aldehyde oxidase 3-like
Exons: 53
Coding region: 68-6172 (2034 amino acids)
Molecular function (GO): iron ion binding; 2 iron, 2 sulfur cluster binding; oxidoreductase activity
Source: RefSeq, a predicted model, not a curated record
GCCACCUUCCUUGCUGGAGUUGGACAUCUUCUCGGAGAGCUUUCCAGAGGUGGUUUCGAUUGGCAGAAUGGCUUGCCCUCCACAACCAAAUGAGCUUAUAUUUUUUGUGAACGGAAAGAAGGUAACUGAAAGGUGUGCUGAUCCCGAAGAACUGCUACUCAAUUACCUGAGAAAGAGGCUCCAUCUCACAGGAACCAAAUAUGGCUGUGGAAUAGGAGGUUGUGGAGCCUGCACUGUCAUGGUCUCUACAUACAACCCCCACUCCAAGAAAAUACGACAUUUUCCAGCCACCUCUUGCCUGCUUCCCUUGGGCUCGCUGCAUGGUGCUGCAGUAACCACUGUGGAAGGAGUUGGAAACACAAAAAUCAAGCUUCAUCCCAUUCAGAAAAGGCUUGCCAAGUGCCACGGCUCCCAGUGUGGCUUCUGUACCCCCGGAAUGGUGAUGUCGAUGUAUUCUCUGCUAAGGAAUUAUCCAGAACCCACCAUGGAGCAGAUUUUGGCUGCUCUGGAUGGUAAUUUAUGCCGCUGCACUGGGUACAGACCUAUAAUUGACAGCUUCAGUGCUUUCUCUCCGGAGUCCUGUCCCCUGGCAGAAAGUGGGAAAUGUUGCUUGGAUCAAGAAGGUGUGGAAGGGAAAGAAAAAGAAGAAGAUUUGGCUCCAGAGCCUAAAAGAGGAGAUCAGAUGUGUUUAGGUCUCUGCCAGCCAGAAUUCCAGCCCCAGGAUCCAACACAGGACUACAUAUUUCCACCUGAACUUAUGAGAAUGGCUGAUGAGAACAAAGAUAGAAUUCUGGUUUUCAAUGGAAAAGGGACUACCUGGAUUUCUCCUGUAGCACUACAAGAACUUCUGGGCCUGAAAGCCAAGUACCCAAAUGCCCCUCUUGUUGUAGGGAACACAAGUAUAGGACUUGAUAUGAAAAUGCUGGGGGUUUGCCACCCAGUUGUUCUGUAUCCUGCUAGGGUUCCAGAUCUGCAUCUUGUCUCUGUGACAGACAAUGGGCUAGUGAUAGGUGCAGCAACCCACUUGGCCCAGUUGAGAGAUUUACUUCUAAAUGUGGUCCCAGAACUUCCAACGGAGAAGACGAAGAUUUACCUUACUCUCUUGAAACAGCUACGGACUUUUGCAGGAGAACAGAUCAGGAAUCUGGCUUCCUUAGGAGGACACAUUGUAAGUAGAGGGUCGACCUGGGAUCUGAACCCUGUCCUAGCAGCUGGGAAAGCUAUUCUCAACCUGGCAUCAACAGAUGGAACACGGCAGAUUCCCCUGAAUGAUGAAUUCCUCGCCCGAUUGCCAGAAGCAGACCUUUCACCCAAAGAGGUCCUAAUCUCGGUCCUGAUUCCAUUCUCAGAAGAAGAUGAAUUUGUGUCCGCCUUCCGACAGGCUGAGCGGAGGAAGAAUGCAAUGUCAGUGAUCAAUUCUGCAAUGCAAGUCCGAUUCCAGCCGGGCACUGAUGUCAUUGAGGAGCUGACUAUUUUAUAUGGAGGCAUUGGUUGUACCACUGUGAGUGCCCCGGUCACCUCUCAAAGGCUACGAGGAAGAAAAUGGAAUGAGCAGAUGUUGGAUGAAGCUUGCAGGCUCAUUCUUGAAGAAAUUCAACUCUCACCUUCAGCACUGGGUGGAAAAGUGGAAUACAGACGAACGCUGCUUGUCAGCUUCUUCUUCAGAUUCUAUUUGGAAGUGCUGCAGGCUUUAAAGCACAGGCACCCAUUCAAAUAUCCUGACUUGCCAAAAGAAAACCUGAGCGCCUUAGGCGAGUUCCUUGACUAUCCCCCACAGGGCAUGCAAGAAUACCAGGACGUGGAUCCUCAGCAGCCACCUCAGGACCCAGUGGGGCGUCCCAUCAUGCAUGAGUCUGGGAUUAAGCAUGCCACUGGUGAGGCUGUCUACACCGAUGACAUUGGUCCAAUAGACGGACAGCUCUACAUGGCUGUGGUAACCAGCACACGAGCCCAUGCAAAGAUUCUAUCCAUUGAUACUUCAGAGGCCUUAGAAGCACCAGGGGUGGUUGCUGUAGUGUCAGCUGCUGAUAUUCCAGGGAGAAAUGGCAACGAGAACGAGAAAGUAUUUGCUGAAGAUGAGGUAGUAUACGUUGGUCACGUUAUCUGUGGGGUUGUCGCGGAGACCUAUGAGCUGGCAAAGGGAGCCACCCAAAAAGUGAAAAUAGAGUACCAAGAUCUGGAACUGAUUCUCACAAUUGAGGAAGCCAUCCAGCAUAAUUCAUACUUUUCAGAAGAAAAGAAACUAGAACAAGGAAAUGUUGAAGCAGCAUUUCAGACAGUAGACCGAAUUAUUGAAGGUGAAAACCGUAUUGGAGGGCAAAAACAUUUUUAUUUGGAGACAAACUGUAUUAUUGUGAUUCCAAGAAAAGAGGACAAGGAAAUGGAUAUCUAUGUCUCUACCCAGAAUGCUUCAAGUGUGCAGGAAUUAGUGGCUACAACAUUAGACAUCCAGUUCAAUAGGAUCAGGUGCCACACCACGCGAGUUGGUGGUGCUUUUGGAGGGAAAAGUACAAAACCUCCAUUUUUCGCAGCGGCAGCAGCAGUGGCAGCACACAAAACCAGCCGUCCGGUACGCUUUACUCUGGAACGAGAUGCUGACAUGUUUUUGUUUGGAGGUCGACACCCUUUUCUGGGGAGAUAUAAAGAGUCCUGUCCCCUGGCAGGGAGUGGGAAGUGUUGCUUGGAUCAAGAAGGCGUGGAGGGGAAAGAAAAAGAAGGUUUAGCUCCAGAGCCUAAAAGAGGGCAUCAGAUGUGUUCAGGCCUAUGCCAGCCAGAAGAUUUCCAGCCCAGGGACCCAACCCAAGAUUAUAUAUUUCCUCCUGAACUUAUGAGAAUAGCUGAAGAGAGCAAACGAAGAACUCUGGUUUUCAAUGGAGAAAGGAGUACCUGGAUUUCUCCUGUAGCACUCCAGGAACUUCUGGGCCUGAAAGCCAAGUACCCAAAUGCCCCUCUUGUUGUAGGGAACACUAGCAUAGGAGUUGAUGUGAAAAAAUUGGGAGUUUGUUACCCAGUUAUCCUUCAUCCUGCCAGGGUUCCAGAUCUGCAUGUUGUCUGCAAGACAGGCAACGGGCUAGUGAUAGGUGCAGCAACCCACUUGGCCCAGCUAAGGGACAUCCUGCUAAAUGUUGUCCCAAAACUCCCAGUGGAGAAGACAAAGAUUUUCUGUACCCUGUUGAAGCAGCUGCGGACCCUUGCAGGAGAACAGAUCAGGCAUUUGGCUUCUUUAGGAGGACACAUUGUAAGUAGAGGAGCAACCUGGGAUCUGAACCCUGUUCUAGCAGCUGGGAAAGCUAUUCUCAACCUGGCAUCAACAGAUGGAAGACGGCAGAUUCCCCUGAAUGGUGAAUUCCUUGCACGAUUGCCAGACGCUGACCUUUUACCAGAAGAGGUCAUAGUCUCUGUUUUUAUUCCAUUUUCAAAGAAAGAUGAAUUUGUGUCCGCCUUCCGACAGGCUGAGCGGAGGAAGAAUGCAAUGUCAGUGAUCAAUUCUGCAAUGCAAGUCCGAUUCCAGCCGGGCACUGAUGUCAUUGAGGAGCUGACUAUUUUAUAUGGAGGCAUUGGCUGUACCACAGUGAGUGCCCCGGUCACCUCUCAGAAGCUACAAGGAAGAAAAUGGAAUGAGCAGAUGUUGGAUGAAGCUUAUAGGCUCAUUCUUGAAGAAAUUCAACUCUCACCUUCAGCACUGGGUGGAAAAGUGGAAUACAGACGAACGCUGCUUGUCAGCUUCUUUUUCAGAUUCUAUUUGGAAGUGCUGCAGGCUUUAAAGUACAUGUACCCGUCCAGGUUACCUGACUUGUCAAAAGAAGACUUGAGUGCCUUAGGCGAGUUCCUUGAUCAUCCCCCGCAGGGCAUGCAAGAAUAUCAGGAAGUCGACCCUCAGCAGCCUCCCCAGGACCCUGUGGGGCGUCCCAUCAUGCAUGAGUCUGGGAUUAAGCAUGCCACUGGUGAGGCUGUCUACACCGAUGACAUUGGUCCAAUAGACGGACAGCUCUACAUGGCUGUGGUAACCAGCACACGAGCCCACGCGAAGAUUUUAUCCACUGAUUUCUCUGAGGCUUUAGCAUCGCCGGGAGUGGUUGCUAUGGUAUCAGCUGCUGAUAUUCCAGGGCGAAAUGGUGAUGAAUAUGAGAAGGUGUUUGCUGAAGAUGAGGUAAUAUACAUUGGUCAUAUUAUUUGUGGUGUGAUCGCAGAAACCUAUGAGCUUGCCAAGGAAGCCACCAAAAAAGUGAAGAUGGAGUACAAAGAGAUGGAACUGAUUCUGACAAUUCAGGAAGCCAUUCGGCAUAAUUCGUACUUCGGAGAAGAAAAGAAAAUACAGCAAGGAAACGUUGAAAAAGCAUUUCAGACAGUUGACGGAAUUAUUGAAGGAGCUGGGGAAAUCCAUGUUGGAGGGCAAAACCAUUUUUACAUGGAAACAAACAGAAGUGUUGUCAUUCCAAGAAAAGAGGAUAAUGAAAUGGACAUCUAUGUCUCUACCCAGGAUGCUUCACAUGUACAGAAAUUGGUGGCUACAACAUUGGACAUCCUGGCCAACAAGAUAAAUUGCCACACCACGCGAGUUGGUGGAGCUUUUGGAGGGAAAUGUAUGAAACCGUCAUUUUAUGCUGCAGCCGCAGCUGUGGCAGCACACAAAACUGGCCGCCCGGUACGUUUUGUCCUGGAACGAAAUUAUGAAAUGUUCAUAUCCGGAGGCCGACAUCCCUUUUUUGGGAAAUACAAAGUAGGAUUCAUGAAUGAUGGAAAGAUCAAAGCUGUGGACCUUGAGUAUUAUGUAAAUGGUGGAUGUACAAAAGAUGAUUCUGAGUAUGUAAUAGAAUGGGCGGUGCUAAAAAGUUUCAACGCUUACGACAUCCCAAACUUCCGAUGUCGCGGACGGGCCUGCAAGACUAAUUUGCCGUCGAAUACUGCAUUUAGAGGGUACGGUUUCGCAGGAACGGCACUUUCUGCAGAAAUUUGGGUUUCUGCUGUGGCAGACAAGCUUGGCUUGCCUCAUGAUAAGGUCCGGGAGAUGAACAUGUUCAAAGGAGUUGCUCUCACCCCCUACAAACAAGAGUUUGAUGCCACAAAUAUGGUUGUAUGUUGGAAAGAAUGCUUGAAGAGCUCUGAUUACUACAACAGGAGAAAAGCAAUAGAAGAAUUUAACAAGCAAAGCUACUGGAAGAAGAAAGGGAUUGCCAUCAUUCCCAUGGUGUACUCAGUUGGAACCUAUGAACCAUAUUACCACCAGGGUGCAGCUCUGGUGAACAUAUAUGUGGAUGGGUCAGUGUUGGUGCACUGUGGUGGAUGUGAACUGGGACACGGACUUUAUACAAAGGUGUUACAGGUUGCCAGCCAUGAAUUAAUGAUACCCUUGUCUUACAUACAUAUUUUUGAAAGAACUACUGUUCCAAUACCCAAUGCACUUAUGACAGCAGGAUCCAUCAGCUCAGAGGUCAACGGUAAAGCGGUCCAGAAGGCUUGCCAAAUUCUUCGGAAGCGCCUGGAGCCUGUCAUUAAAGAAAAUCCAGAAGGCAAAUGGGAAGACUGGAUUAAAAAAGCUUUCAAUGAAAGCAUCAACCUCUCUGCUAUUGGCUACUUCAAAGGAUAUCCCGCCAAUUUGGACUGGAAGACAGGAGAAGGCGAUGCUUUUCCGUACUAUGUUUUUGGUGCAGGUUGCUCUGAAGUUGAGAUUGACUGCCUGACAGGUGAUCAUAAGAAUCUCCAAACAGACCUUGUUUUGGAUGCCUGUUACAGCCUCAAUCCAGGAAUUGACAUAGGACAGGUUGAAGGUGGUUUUAUGCAGGGCCUCGGACUUUAUACACAAGAAGAACUAAAAUUCUCCCCAGAAGGAGAGCAGUAUACGCGGGGACCGGACACAUAUAAAAUUCCUGCAGUUUGUGAUGUCCCAGAAUUGUUUAGAAUCUACUUGCUACCAAACACAAGAAACCCAAUAGCAAUCUACUCCUCCAAGAGCAUGGGAGAAACUGGAGUAUUCCUGGCAUCCUCCGUGUUUUUUGCAAUUAAGGAUGCCGUGGCUGCUGCCCGGAAGGAAAGAGGAAUGAACGGUGUUUUUACUUUGGAGAGUCCACUGAAUGUGGCAAGAAUUCGCAUGGCAUGUGCUGAUCAUUUCACAAACAUGAUUCCAAAGGAUGAACCUGGGACCUAUAAGCCAUGGGCUAUUGAUAUCUAUUAAAAUAUUCUGUGAUUGCCUGAGUAAACUGUUCAUCUGCGAUUCCAAAUCUGAUCGCAGUAACAAUCUCAGUCUUUCAGAUCAGAAAUAUUGUUUUAGGCUCCAGGGAAAUAGCAGAUUCUAAAAUCUCCUUCAAAAAUGGGAAGAAACUGCACCCCAAAUUUCUUAAUUGGAGGAGAGUACCAAAAGCUAUGUACCACAUCUGCCUAAGAUGACGGACACUAUCAACAAGAAUGUUUAAAGACAUAAAACAGCCUGAAAAAUGUGAGAUACCAUUCCAUGCUGGCUGUUACAAACAUCUCUUUUCAACUUGCUGAAGUUAAAUUUUUUAUAUCUGCCUUGGAUUAACACAUGAAUCCAAAUCCAAAACCAUUUGUUCAAGUCAAUCACUUUAAGACAUUUGUUUCACCUAUUUACAUAAUGCAAAUUCUCUAAAUUUAAUAGAAAUAAAUACCAGUCAUUGUUACUUUACA